CCACUUCCUUAAGCGCAGUCGCCAUUAGCCUCCGUUGGGUCUUCCUCUUCAUCGUGAUUCCGAUUAAUCGGAGAUUUCAACUCAAACAAUCGGUCGAUCUCCUACUCUCAGCGGUUUCGAUAGCUAUGUUUAACCUAACUAGGAUCCUCCCUCGCCUACACUCGCUUUCCCUUAACCAUAGCACAACUGCCUCUGGCGCUCCGAGAAUCCUCCAAUCUCUCGGAAACCGAGCGUUUUCCGGGAAACCAGGCGACGAAAACGGCUGGGACAUCGCGACGGGAGGAUCGUUCUCCGGAGGAGGAGGAUCCGACGAUCUCGAUUGGGAUCACAAAUCGAUGUGGUCCACUGGUCUAAGCAAGGAGCAUUUCGACGGCGUCUCCGUUGGCCGUCAGAACAAUGCGAAUCCUCCUUCUUCUGAUAGUUCUUCGGGUGAUGUGAUGAGCAAGUUAGGUCCCAGAGAAGCCGCCAUGGUUAACGAGAUGAACGAGUACGAUGACAUGAUCAAGGAGAUCGAGAAAGAGAACAGGCACAGCAGAGGAUUCGUCGAUGGGAUCAAGCAGAAGAUGAUGGAGAUGAGUGUGCUUCUGAAGCAAGUCAAGGAGCCUGGUGCUAGAGGGUCUUAUCUCAAGGACUCUGAGAAGACUGAGAUGUACAGGUUGCACAAAGAGAAUCCCGAGGUUUAUACCGUUGAGAGGCUUGCUAAGGAUUUUAGGAUCAUGAGGCAGCGUGUUCACGCCAUUCUUUUUCUUAAAGAGGAUGAGGAAGAGGAGGAGAGGAAGCUUGGUCGUCCUCUGGAUGAUUCCGUUGAGCGUUUGCUUGAUGAGUACCCUGAGUUCUUUGUUUCGCAUGACCGGGAGUUUCAUGUGGCCUCGCUCAGUUACAAGCCUGACUUCAAGGUCAUGCCAGAAGGAUGGGAUGGUACGAUUAAAGAUAUGGAUGAAGUCCAUUAUGAGAUCUCUAAGAAAGAGGAUGACAUUCUUUACGAAGAGUUUCUCCGGAGGUUUGAGUUCAACAAACUGAAAUGGAAAGGAGAAGUGAAGUGCCACAAGUACAGCAGAAGACGUUCAUCAGAUGGUUGGAAAAUCACGGUUGAGAAAUUGGGUCCUCAGGGCAAACGUGGAAAUGGAGGUGGCUGGAAGUUUGUGAGUCUUCCCGAUGGAUCGAGCCGGCCUCUCAACGAGGUGGAGAAGAUGUAUGUUAAGCGUGAAGCCCCACGUCGCCGCCGUAAGAUUCUUCCUUGAAUUUGCUAGAACCAGACUCCAUCAACGGUAAUGGGAUUGUUAUGUCUCCCUUGGGGAGUGUGUCAAAGUUGAAAGUUGAAACUAGUAUGCUUUGUUUGAUCUUUUUGUUGAAUAGUAUGAUGGGUAGCUUUUUUUUUUUAGCUCUUGCUUUUAUCAGUGGCCCAAUGGUUCAAAUAAUCUUAAGACCCAAACAUUUCAGAUCUCUGAGGUUCAAUUAAUUGACCUUAAACAUUUUAGAAAAA
Raphanus sativus (radish) is the source of this 1483-nucleotide messenger RNA. RefSeq names its product protein GAMETE CELL DEFECTIVE 1, mitochondrial. NCBI's taxonomy places the organism in Eukaryota, Viridiplantae, Streptophyta, Magnoliopsida, Brassicales, Brassicaceae. The transcript has 4 exons. Bases 126 to 1241 code for a protein of 371 amino acids. The record is from RefSeq and is a predicted model, not a curated record.